AGACCAAAUGGCUGGUGCAAGGUGGCCAGGAGCUCUGAAACGCGACAGAAGACGGUGGACGAAGGGGAGAAGGAAAAAAGAAACCUCUCAAGAGAGACAUUUCUGGAUGGUCAAAGAGGAUGAGAGCGCCACAGGAGCGUCCAUAGGAAUUGCAGGGAGUCAGGGAGCCGCCAGGGCUUUUUGGCGUGCAUCGGUUUGUGUGUCUCGUCAAAGGAACUGCGUGGAGGGAGAUAAGCGGCACUGCGAGCCACUGACUCCUGGGAGCCCCAACCCUCCCCAAUGAAGCAGUACCGGUGGGUCCGCCUGGCACAGCUCGGCCUGCUUGCUGUGUGGACCUGUAUAUGGCUGGUCCAGGGAUGCGGACCGGGCCACGGGCACGGCAUCCGCCCCAGGCCCAGGAAACUCACAGCCAUGCACUACAAGCAGUUUUUCCCCAACUUCUCAGAAAACAACCUUGGUGCCAGCGGGAGAGCAGAGGGCAAGAUCACACGCAACUCCGAGCGCUUCAAUGAGCUUGUGGGCAACUACAACCCAGACAUUGUCUUCAAGGAUGAGGAGAACACCAACGCAGACCGCUUCAUGACUAAGCGAUGUAAGGACUGUUUGAACAGGUUGGCCAUUGCAGUGAUGAACCAGUGGCCAGGGGUACACUUACGUGUGACAGAGGCCUGGGAUGAAGAUGGUCACCACCCUCCCGGCUCUCUGCACUAUGAAGGCCGGGCCGUGGAUAUAACCACUAACGACAGAGAAACAGAGAAGUAUGGUCUUCUAGCCCAGCUGGCUGUGGAGGCUGGCUUUGACUGGGUCCACUAUGAGUCCAAAUAUCACAUCCACUGCUCAGUAAAAGCUGAUCACUCUGUUGCUGUGGAAAAAGGUGGCUGUUUCCCAGGCUGGGCCCGGGUGACUGUUGCAGGAGGGGUGCAGAAGAGCCUGUCGUCACUGGAUCUUGGGGACAGAGUUAUGGCCCUGUCUGGGACAGGCCAAGUCAUGUUUAGCCAAGUCCUCUUGUUUCUUCACCGGGACCAAGAAAGCUGGUCUACUUUUCUGUCUCUGGAGACAGAAGAUGGCCAUAGAUUGGCCCUUACUCCACAUCACUUGGUCUUUUUAGCCCCCAGUUGCAGACUUGACAGCAGUGAGUACCAGGCUCAGUUUGCUAGCAAAGCCAAAACAGGAGACUGUGUUCUUAUCCAUACAGCAGAUAGUCAAGUACGUCCAUCUCAAAUCAUUUCAGUUUCAGUAGAGAAGAGUGUGGGAGCGUAUGCUCCCUUGACAGAAGCUGGAACUCUGUUUGUUGAUGGGGUGCUGGCAUCCAGCUAUGCACUAGUGGAGGACCACAGACUUGCACACUGGGCAUUUGGACCUGUGCGACUCCUCUCCUCAUUCAGCCAGCUACUUUGGGGGGAGACAACAAAAGAACCACAGACCACAGAGAGUGAAACAGCUUGCACUAAGACUCCAUGUCAUUGUAGCACUUUGACCACACAGGACAAAGCAGGUGUAUAUGUCAACAAUGGCAUUCUGAACAAACAAGACAAUCUGAGUGAACCUCUGAGGAUGGAAAAGAAAGAGAAGCACUCCUUACAAAGACAGACAUCAGAUGUCCACUGGUAUGCUAGAUUACUGUACAAUUUUGGAUGUAUCCUUUUAGACUCCAACUCAUUUUAUCCUUAAAAGCCUAAAACUGUAGGCUCAGUACUGUUCAGAAUCGCAACUUGGACACAUUUACGCUAACACUUCCUGUUCUUUUCUUCAAUAAAUUAAAAGCACUGGAAUGGCUUGCUUGCUUUUUUCACCAUUGUUUGCAUUAUAAUGUAUCAUAAUGAUAUGCUAAGUGAUAUUUUAUGAUUUGAUGAGUUUGAUGAGACAAAUUGUUUGGGCAAGUUAAUGUAAAAAUAGUCAUUUCAAAAUGACUGCAUUCGUACAUCAUGUUAUUUCUUUUAAUUAUUUCAGUUAUAUAUGUAAAAAAAAAAAAAAUCUAUAUAUUCGAAGGGGAGAGGAAUGAAUGUUCCCACAUCAGAAUCUUUAUUUUUGUACUUUCUGAAUCAUAAUAUAUAAAUGUUUCAUUCUUUUAUAAUAAUUUUACUACAUGUAUUGUAUAUCCUCACUUGUCAUGUCAUAAAUCAAAUUAAAAUGUCAUUUUAUUAAACAACAUUCUGCCUUUUUCAAA
This is a messenger RNA of Micropterus dolomieu (smallmouth bass), 2167 nucleotides long. It is a transcript of the gene dhh, whose product is annotated as desert hedgehog signaling molecule. The transcript is spliced from 4 exons. Lineage: Eukaryota; Metazoa; Chordata; Actinopteri; Centrarchiformes; Centrarchidae. The coding region runs from base 280 to 1671 and encodes 463 amino acids. Gene Ontology annotation, molecular function: patched binding; calcium ion binding. Gene Ontology annotation, biological process: cell-cell signaling; cell fate specification; intein-mediated protein splicing. The record is from RefSeq and is a predicted model, not a curated record.